GAACGGAGGUUACGCAAGUAACCAGGACGUUUAUUACUUUUUUCCUUUAUAUGAAUCAUUUAUACUGGGAUUCUGAUGAAUGAUUUGUUAAAUGAUGACACAGUUGUGCACAUGUUGAGCAACAUAGCUUUAGGCCUACAGUACUUGCUCAAUGAAAAAUACAAAAUGAUGAAAAAAAAAGUUGAAAUUACUUUUUGCUUUUUACACAAAGAUUAUUAACUUAUCAAAAACAUGCAAUGAAUCCUGAAAGAAAAAUAUAUUGUACUUAUUUUCUGUAUAAGCAUAAUUCUAUUUUAUUGCAUCACAAUACCAUGACCAGAUAUGCUUCGAGUUCACGGAUGCUGUUAUCAUGACACCACCGCAGCUGUCAUUACUGGAUGACCCGAACAGCAUGGGGCGGAGAUUAAUAGGCUUUUAAAAGUAUUCUUCGAUCGGUUUGAGCUUUGGCCAGCAGUGAACGAGAUGAUCGAAACAACCAUCAAGCAUAUUCUUGUUUGAGCAGUCUCACUGGAUACAAACAACUUUUAUCUGCAGAAAUGUGCUGAUUCUUAUUUAUCUGCAGAAAUGUGUUCUUGAACUCCAGAAGCCCUACUUUAGCCCAUGAGGUCCGAUGAAUCCUUGAAAGAGGAGUGAUCCUCUCAGACCCUGCCAAAAUAUUGUUUCUUUGGAGCAGCCCGCUCAUCACAUGCUCUCUUCAUUGGAAAUAUAGAUUUUUGUUUGUGUGUUGGUGCACGUGAGCGGUCAAAAGUGUUUCUCCAACGCGUCCUCCAAAAACUCAGACUGUUUUCCGAAGCAGACGAGGCUCAGCCCCCUCAUACGGAAGUUAUGGGAAGUGUGAGAGCCCACCGGUACAGCAUAGUUUCCUCUGAAGAAGGCGGUAUGAAGCUAUCCCCCAUCGACAUGCAAAAUGGCUACGGCAAUGGAAAUGUGGCCGGCAAAGUGCACACACCGCAUCAAACACAAAGCCGCUUUGUCAACAAGGACGGACACUGCAAUGUGCAGUUCAUCAACAUGAGCGAGAAAGGUCAGCGCUACCUGGCUGACAUCUUCACAACGUGUGUUGACAUUCGCUGGCGUUGGAUGGUCAUCAUCUUCUGCCUCUCUUUCCUGUUGUCCUGGCUUCUUUUCGGAUUUAUUUUCUGGCUUGUUGCACUUUUUUCUGGGGACUUGGAGAAUCAGGAACAGAUAUGUAUUUCGAAUGUCGACAGCUUCACGGCAGCCUUCCUGUUUUCUGUUGAAACGCAAACGACUAUUGGCUAUGGUUACCGCUAUGUGACAGAGGAUUGCCCCAUUGCUGUCUUCAUGGUGGUCUUCCAAAGCAUUGUAGGAUGCAUAAUUGAUGCCUUCAUUAUUGGUGCAGUCAUGGCUAAGAUGGCCAAGCCCAAGAAACGAAACGAAACCCUUGUGUUCAGUCACUAUGCCACAAUUGCAAUGAGGGACGGUAAAAUGAGUUUGAUGUGGAGAGUCGGGAACCUACGGAAGAGCCACCUGGUGGAAGCUCACGUUCGAGCCCAGCUUCUCAAAUCUCGCACCACAGCUGAAGGUGAAUUCAUUCCACUGGAUCAAAUAGACAUUGAUGUUGGGUUUGACACGGGUAUUGACCGUAUAUUUUUAGUGUCUCCCAUUACCAUUGUCCACGAGAUUGACGAGGACAGUCCAUUCUAUGAUAUGAGCAAACAGGAACUGGAAAGUUCAGAGCUGGAAAUAGUUGUAAUUUUGGAGGGCAUGGUGGAAGCAACGGCCAUGACCACUCAGUGUCGCAGCUCUUACGUGACGAGUGAAAUCCUGUGGGGCCAUCGGUUUGAGCCGGUUCUUUUUGAGGAGAAAAAUCACUACAAAGUGGACUACUCACAGUUUGAGAACACAUAUGAGGUUCCUAGCACUCCUCAAUGUAGUGCCAGGGAUUUGGCCGAAAAGAAGUACAACAUGUCAACUUCAAACUCUUUUUGCUAUGAGAAUGAAGUAGCCUUCAUGGAUAAAGAGGAAACAGAAGAUGAUGAUGAUGAUGAUGAAGAGGAACAUAGGAACAGUAGAAGAGAGCAUGUGGCCUUGGAGGAAUUUGAUGUUGAUGUGGUCACAAACACGGUUUCCAGUCAGGAUACUUUACCUCUACAACUAAGACAGCAACUCGGACAACAACCUGAAAUAUGACAGACAGACAUGUAUGGAGUUUGUAAAAGGUGAUGAAGACUUUGCUCUAUGGUACAUACAAAACUGGGAGAAGGCUGUCUUGUUCUAUACAGCAAAACACUGACAUUGGUUUUGAAAGGAAUCAAGUGCAGUUUAUGCCAAAUGUAAAGCACUGUAUUUUCACUGAUGGAUUGAAAACCUUAUUUCUGAAUAAUGAAGUAGCCGGUUAAUGAGAUGGUCUCUUCACAACUUUUUAUUUCAUGCUCCUCUUUCAAUAUAUACAGUACUGUACAAAAGUCACCUAAGAAAAUUAUGUUUAAGCUAUUUAUCUGGGUGCUAACAUUGUAUAUGCAGGAUUACAAUAGACCAAAAGCAUUAAUGCAAUACACACAACACAAUUCUUCUAAUGAUUUCAUGUUGAUAUCUUGUGAGAAGUGUAGAAGAACACUGGUUUAUAUACAGUAUUAUAUACUGGUUUAUAUACAGUAUUUGAAAACAUGCUGUCCAGAUACUGUAAAUAGCUUCAAAAAAAAAUUAUUUGAACAUAUAUACAGGGUAUGUGUGUAACUAACGUACAUUGGUCAUUAUGUGUUGUGAUAAUAUCAAUAUUGAAGAUUAGCCAUACUUUUUUUAAAUUAAUGUAACUGCUAAUCUAGGGCACUUAUUGUUUUAUAUAGUAUAUGAAAAUCUACUCAGUCCAUGCAUUGUAUCUGUGAUAUGAGCUCCAGGGCUUGUCAAAGUACACUCAGCAUCUCAGGGUUAGGAUAAAAUCUGAAAUUCAUACAGCAUGAAAAGUCAAAGAGUUGUAAAUAUAUACAGCACACUACAGCAAAUCUUUGAUAAAUUUGUCAAGAGUGUCAUGCUCAAAGCAAUCUAUAGUACAUGCUUUUGAUGUGCAAUAUACAGUAGGUCCAGAGACUGAAGACAUGAAUGUUAAUGUGAAUUAUCUGCUGCUAUUUAGGAAAAGAUUAUACAAUAUUAAAUGGAAAAAAGUACAAAAUAGUAUUUAAAUGUAUUUUGUUUUGUAUGACAUCAUUGUGUUACAGACAAAGCAAUAAUGACUUGCGAUGCUGGCAGGUUUUGAAAAACCAAACACAAUAGAGCACUAAUAUCUAAUUUGGGUUUCUUUUAUUUAAGAAUGUGACAGUAGCAGUCAAAACCACUUCUUAUCUUUAUACAUUUUUUCUUUAAAAAGAAAACCUAAAAACUGUAUUCUAUAACCUAUGUGCUCAAGAUUAGCUUCCCGUGCAAAUACCUCUAUUAAUGGAUUGAUGUGAUAAAAUAGGAUUAUUUUUUCUAUUGACAUUUGUUUGUUUGAUUGCUUGAAAGUGGAAGUAAUAAUCUGUCAGAAUAAAA
This is a messenger RNA of Myxocyprinus asiaticus (Chinese sucker), 3486 nucleotides long. Its product is annotated as inward rectifier potassium channel 2-like. Bases 826 to 2151 code for a protein of 441 amino acids. The transcript is spliced from 2 exons. Gene Ontology annotation, biological process: potassium ion import across plasma membrane; regulation of monoatomic ion transmembrane transport. Gene Ontology annotation, cellular component: plasma membrane. The record is from RefSeq and is a predicted model, not a curated record. NCBI's taxonomy places the organism in Eukaryota, Metazoa, Chordata, Actinopteri, Cypriniformes, Catostomidae. Gene Ontology annotation, molecular function: inward rectifier potassium channel activity.